Molecule: messenger RNA, 645 nt
Organism: Acanthocheilonema viteae
Lineage: Eukaryota; Metazoa; Nematoda; Chromadorea; Rhabditida; Onchocercidae
Source: the annotation of a GenBank genome assembly
AUGGAAUGUCAACAAUGUAAAAAAAGCAAUGUGAAUAAACGUAAAGUUAAACAAAAUGAAAGUUUACCAAAACGGAAGAAAUGUAAUGAAUCGAACGACAAUUCUGUUGUCCAACAGCAAAUGAAUAGCAAUACCGGCCAAAACAACAAUACAAAGGCAGUUCAAGGAGCCACUGAGCCGACUUCUAAGCGACGGCCAAUUAACCUGAUUAUCAGACAUUUUCCAACAUUUUCAUCUUCCUUAGCUACUGCUCCAAUUGCUCGAAUUUCAGGUCCUCCAAUGAUUUCAGAUGCUUUAGGUGUUAUGAGGCAGCAGACUUCAAAUAACGCGCAAAGAAUUCCGCUCAGAAUAGCUCGACAUGUUUCAAGCAAUCAGGAACAGGAUCGUCUCAUCAGAGAUAUAUCCGGAGAUAAAGUAGCAGAAGGUCAUUUAAAUGGACAGAUUGCUGUUGCAGUUCCAGAUUACCGGGAAGGAUCAAAUAUUAAUCGAGGGAGAUCAGAUGGAUUUCGAACUCCUUUGCAAUCAUCGAAAUCAUAUUUUAAAUAUUGUAAUGAUCUUUUGAUGGCACCAAAGAAGCGUCAUUGUCCUCGCUAUCAUAGGACGACAGAACCUUCAGCGGCAUUUAUGUUAAGACUACCACGUUGA